AUGCAAGAAUUCGCAGAUCGAGUUAAUUGGAAGAUGCAGAAACGUGACGAAGACGAUGUUCGUGAUUUCUGUCGUCAGAUCGGAGUUGAUAAAAGCGUUCUCAAAGUCUGGAUGCAUAACAACAAAAACAACUUUAACCGCCGCGAUCUACCGUUCUCCGUCGCCGGAACCGGAACCGGAACCGCCGAGAUCCGAAAAAUCGAAGCUCCGAUUUCCGCCGGCGAAACUAAAAUCAUCAACAACAACGGAGGAGGACACGAGAUUCACCACAGUGUUAGUAGCAGCGGCGGCGGUGGAGGAGGCGGUGGGUUUGAUAGUGAUAGCGGCGGAGGUCACGGUGGUAACGUGAAUGGAUCGUCGUCGUCGUGA
Molecule: messenger RNA, 369 nt
Organism: Arabis nemorensis
Lineage: Eukaryota; Viridiplantae; Streptophyta; Magnoliopsida; Brassicales; Brassicaceae
Source: the annotation of a GenBank genome assembly